AUGAACGACACGUCUCACCCACGAUUGCGAAAGCCAACCAAGACUGGCCCUGAAAGUAUGUCUGGGUCCUUCAGCACAAACGAGAUUGGAGAGCAAGACCCAUUGCUCAGAGAAGCCUUCGGGCGUGAAAACAACGGGGAGGAAUCUGCGGCGUUGCGUGACACGAACCCAUCCAAGCUGAAACGCGUACUGUUCCUAGGCAAGUCUGUUUUACGUGUGUUUAAGACGACUCUGGCAUGCAGCUACAGCAAUUUGCUUUUGCCCUGUGUGUUUCUUGGGAUUAUUGCAGGGGGUCAAGGGUGGGGUGAUUCGAUCUCCUUCGUGUGCAAUUUCUUGGCGAUUCUCCCUCUUGCUGCAUUGUUGUCAUUCGCCACGGAGGAACUCGCGAAGAGUGUCGGGCAGACGGUUGGGGGGCUUAUCAAUGCGACAUUUGGAAAUGCAGUCGAGAUGAUCGUGGGCAUUACUGCAGUUAGACAGGGAGAAAUUAGCAUCGUGCAAUCUAGUAUGGUGGGCAGUAUCUUGUCAGGAAAUCUUCUGAUCCUCGGCGCUUCAUUAUUCUGCGGCGGCUAUGCAAAAGAUUCAGUGACUUUCAACGUCGAUGUUAGUGGGAUAUUAUCAUCCUUGAUGGUUGUAUCAUCUGCCACACUAAUCAUUCCAUCUGUGCUCUAUUCAACCAUACCAUCCAAGUCAGAGGAGGUGGAAGUCAGUGUCCUGACUCUCUCCCGCGCCGCCUCCGUGGUCCUACUCACAUUCUACCUGGUCUAUCUCUACUUUCAACUGAAGAGUCAUUCCGACCUGUUCGUCGAUGACGACGCAGGUGAAGAGGAAGAGCGCGCUCUAGGCCCUUGGUCGGCUAGCAUCGUUUUGAUUUUUGCAACUCUCGGGGUUACCGUCUGCUCUGAUCGUCUAGUAGACAGCGUCGACGGGUUUGUGGAGAAAUGGCAUGUGAGUCGGGCUUUCAUUGGGCUGAUUGUGGUUCCCAUUGUUGGCAAUGCGGGAGAGUUCAAUACUGUCAUUAAUUCCUCCAUCAAGGGCAAUAUGGACCUCGCAGUUGGUGUGAUCGUGGGGAGCACAUUGCAAAUUGCUUUGUUUGUAAGCCCCUUCCUGGUAAUGUGUGGUUUGGUGAUUGGGCAGCCCAUGUCCUUGCGCUACAGUCCGUUUGAAACUGUGGUCUUCUUCCUCUCGGUGAUAGUGAUGGACUGCUUGAUCCGAGGAGGGAGAUCCAAUUACUACGAGGGGUCUUUAUUGGUCGGAACGUAUCUCAUCAUCGCCAUUGCAUUCUUCGUUCACCCAGAUGCCGUCGACGCAUCCUUGGUUUAA
This is a messenger RNA of Penicillium paradoxum, 1320 nucleotides long. RefSeq lists its product as uncharacterized. Gene Ontology annotation, molecular function: calcium:proton antiporter activity. The record is from RefSeq and is a predicted model, not a curated record. Gene Ontology annotation, biological process: calcium ion transmembrane transport; intracellular calcium ion homeostasis. Gene Ontology annotation, cellular component: fungal-type vacuole membrane. The transcript has 4 exons. NCBI's taxonomy places the organism in Eukaryota, Fungi, Ascomycota, Eurotiomycetes, Eurotiales, Aspergillaceae. The coding region runs from base 1 to 1320 and encodes 439 amino acids.